AUGGCUCCUAAGACCAAGGCCGAUCACUUUGGUACUGGUUUAAAUAGCGGCCAGUUGGAACAGCUGUGGUUGGUCCUUUUCGGUCGUCAAUGCGAAGCUAUCAAUGAGCUGCAAUUUCUGCAUGCGAUUGAGACCAGCGAGGGGUUCCCGGAGGAGUGGACGUAUCGGGAGAAGUAUUUGGAAAUUGAUCUGGAAAAUAUAUUACUUUGGAUUUACAAAAUCAUCAACAAAAUUAACGAAUAA
Perkinsus marinus ATCC 50983 is the source of this 243-nucleotide messenger RNA. RefSeq lists its product as hypothetical. NCBI's taxonomy places the organism in Eukaryota, Perkinsozoa, Perkinsida, Perkinsidae. The transcript is spliced from 3 exons. The coding region runs from base 1 to 243 and encodes 80 amino acids. The record is from RefSeq and is a predicted model, not a curated record.